AUUGGAAGUUAUCGAUUAACAUUGGACGAGGGAGUGGUUGGCUUGGAGAGUCUGGUGGGAUUGGAUAGUAGAGUGCAUGAAUUAAAAUGUCUGAACAAAAUGAAGAAUUUGCGACGUUUUUCAGCAAGCAUACACGAUAAUGAAAGCUUGUCAGCUAUCAUGAAUGCCAUUGCUACCAACUGGAACAAGUUAAUGCGUUGUAUGGUUGAAAUCAAUUCGGGUUGCGAGUUAGGAACAAAUGAGGGUGUGUUGAAAAAGGCAUUCACAUGUCCCAAUCUUCAUUCCUUGUGGAUUGCAGUUAAGUUGGGGAAUGUGAUAUCAGAGUGCGGGAGUGCCUUCAUCAGCUCUAAACUUACAAGUUUGAUCUUGUUGAAAUGUGAGAUUGAGGAUGAUCCAAUGGGAAUACUGGGGAAGCUUCCUUGCUUGACAUAUUUGAGUUUAUUCACAGAAUCAUUUGUUGGGAAAAAGAUGACGUGUCCAUCAAACAGUUUUCCUCGCCUCAAGAUGCUUUUUCUAUCUAAAUUACCGAACCUGAGAGAGUGGAGAGUGGAGGCGGGAGCUAUGCCCCUUCUCUAUCAAUUAGUGAUCCAUGAUUGUUCUAGUCUGGAGAUGCUUCCAGAUGGAUUGAGAGGCAUUUCUACUCUUCGGGAACUGUGGAUUAAUAGAAUGCCAGAAAUGGGGAAGAGGGUAUCGGCAUUAGGAGGGGAUUUCCACAAAGUCACCCAUGUCCCUGAAAUUAUCAUCCAAGACUAG
Molecule: messenger RNA, 753 nt
Organism: Salvia miltiorrhiza (redroot sage)
Lineage: Eukaryota; Viridiplantae; Streptophyta; Magnoliopsida; Lamiales; Lamiaceae
Product: probable disease resistance protein At1g58602
Exons: 1
Coding region: 100-753 (217 amino acids)
Biological process (GO): protein folding
Molecular function (GO): alpha-tubulin binding
Source: RefSeq, a predicted model, not a curated record